Molecule: messenger RNA, 672 nt
Organism: Aureobasidium namibiae CBS 147.97
Lineage: Eukaryota; Fungi; Ascomycota; Dothideomycetes; Dothideales; Saccotheciaceae
Exons: 3
Coding region: 1-672 (223 amino acids)
Source: RefSeq, a predicted model, not a curated record
AUGGUUGAUGAUGGCGUCGUCGCUAACAGGCUCGUCAGUGCUGCAGUCAUGCCCAUCCGGAAGGGACGCCCAGCAGGAAAACACAUGCUCUACAUGGUUCAUCGUGCGUUACCAAGCACCUACACCAUCUUGUGGCUCGGAACCGAGAACAUGGUGGUGCGGGGAUCUUUGUGGUUCAUGGUGACCACAUCUCACUGCAAAGGCGCAGCGACACGGUUGACCGACAGUUGCAGGGAUUCUCGAAGAGCUCAUGCCGAUCAUGACCAAACCUCCAUGAUCUCCAUCACUCCCGAGCGGUCACAAGCCUCACCCUCGUCGGCUCUUCCGUCUGUCUAUGCAUCGCCUUUCUCCUACCCACGAUGCCAAAGCUGCAAUUGUAUCCUCAGCCAGAACAUGACCAUGAUGGACAGCCCAACAGUUGCCAUUGCCAAUGCCUCUACAACAAAGGCUUCCAUCACUAUGUCGCCGAAGAACACUCGCUCCGCUGAGAACAACCUCCCCGAAGACGCGAGAACCUUGAUGUCUUCACACCAUCAGCGCUCGCUUCCAAGCUUCCAUCAUCCCUGUAUCAAUCCCCGACAAGCACAAACUCGAGUUGCUUCUCCGACCGCAAUGCACAAUAAUCGAUUAGCGCUUCUCGGGAUGUCAAUUCUUCCUUCAGAAGUUAUUUGA